UCAGACGGUCCUGGGAGGAGGCCGGGGCGGCCACUGUCAGAGUCUGUCCCCAAGGAUCUCCCCACUCUGCAGUCACUCCAGUCCUGAAGCAGCAUGAGCAGCCCCGAGCCACCCUCCAAGACCCCAGGGCCCGACGUUCCCACCUGGCAGACUCAGCCCACGUACAUCAACCUCGGUGAGGUCCGUGCCCACCUGCUGCCCUCCAAGGCUAGUCGCUCCCGGACGUCCGAGUCCCUCUCGGCCGACCCGCAGCCCGCGCCCCCGCCCCUGCCCAAGAAGACGUUGCUCAGGACGAAGUCCCUGCCCACCCACAGGGGCCCCAGCCCCGCGCCGGCAGGUCAGCCUCGGAGGCCCCUUCUGGGGUCCUUCAGCGUGGACGAGAGCCAGGCGUGCGACGACAGGGCCCGGCCAGCCUGUUCCCCCGCGGAGCUGCCCUUCAGCUCGCUGGGCCUCUCGGUCCACGACCUGCAGCGCCCCGAGGCCGUGCGCGCCGAGCUGGAGGCCCGGCAGCUGGUGGGGCUCAGCGCCGUGCACACCCGCCUCCGGGCCCGGCUGCUGGGGGGUCACCCGGGCCCCUGCCACGCCCGCCACGGCUUCCGCCUGCUGGACCCCGCGCCCUGCGCAGACGGCGGGGACGCGCUUUACUACCGCGUGGUGCGCAGGGACGACGACACCUGGCACGUCCUGGCCGCCAAGGUGCCCAAGCCGGAAGCCGAGACGCCCAACCCGUGGGGCCUGGAGCUGCAGGCCUCGCUGGCUCCGCAUUUCAACCUCCAGGGCCUGUGUGGCCUGGCGCCCGAGGGCGCGGUGCUCAACGCGCCUUGGAGAGGCCCCGUGGCGCUGGCCGCCGAGGUGCCGGAGCGCACGGUGACCCAGUGGCUGGCGGAGGAGGGCGCGCAGCGGGGGCCGGCGGACUUGGCGUGGGCGGUGGCCCUGCUGCUGCUGCAGCUGAGCGCGGCCCUGGAGCACCUGGAGGCGCAGGGCGCCGCGCUGGCGGAGCUGCGGCCCGAGAACCUGCUGCUGGCGACGCCGCGGGGCUGCGCGACCGCCGGGCCCCCGCGCCUGCUGCUCGCCGACUUCGGCCACGUCCACCCGUGGCCGCGGGGCUCCCCGGGCGCGCACGCGCGGCAGCUGGGCCGCCUGCUGCGCACGAUGCUCCGCCCCGCCGCGCCCUUGGCCACGCCCCUGGCCAAGGGCCUGGAGCGGCUGGCGGCCCGGCUGGCGCACACGCGGCCCUCUGCGGCCCAGACGCGCGGCGCGCUGCAGGCGCUGCUCUGGGGGCCCGGGCCCGAGCUGUGCGGCCGCGGAGCCCCGCUGGGGCCCUGGCUGCGGGUGCGCCGCGCGCUGCUGCUCCUGCACCUGGCCGAGCGGGCCGCGGGCGGGGAGGUGCCCGGCCUGGAGGACUGGCUGUGCUGUGAAUACCUGGCCGAGGUCACCGAGGACUCGCUGGGCCGCGCCCUGGCGCUGCUGUGGGACUGACCCCUCCCGAGGGCGACGCGCCUGU
Molecule: messenger RNA, 1504 nt
Organism: Diceros bicornis minor
Lineage: Eukaryota; Metazoa; Chordata; Mammalia; Perissodactyla; Rhinocerotidae
Gene: PEAK3
Product: PEAK family member 3
Exons: 4
Coding region: 94-1479 (461 amino acids)
Biological process (GO): protein phosphorylation
Cellular component (GO): focal adhesion; actin cytoskeleton
Molecular function (GO): protein kinase activity
Source: RefSeq, a predicted model, not a curated record